UCACUACACUGCCUUCCCUCAAUCAAUGAUGGUGAUCAGGGGUAUGGAAUGGUACAUUUCUAGUGACAAAGUACUAAUUACAACAAAAAAUCAAAUUUGGAUAAAGUUAAAUGGCAAGCUAACAUUAGGAAAGUAGGUUAUGGACUUCCGAAGCAGCAAAAGACUGAUAAAGUUGUUAUAUGCAAACAGCCCAGGCAAAAAGUAAGCAUGCAGCAUACGCCCGAAUACACCUCUGAUGGAGUCAGAUUUCAGUGAGCUAACUGCAGGCUGUUUGGCCAUUUGAGUCCAUUUGGUUGGAUCAUGCACCCACUGAUAUGAAAGAUAAAUGUGAAUCAGGCAAUUUUGUUAAAUUAGAAUGGAAUAUUUUCUGAAUGUGAUUACAGUAAUGCAAAAAUAUUCAUUUGAAAAUCAGUUUAAAAACAAUUAUCCUAAUUAAUUAAUGGAGGAAAAUACUAUAUUUUUCAAUAUAACAAUUAUUUGACACAUUAAUUGUUUUUGCAUCUGACAGGGCUGACCCAUUGAGUGACAGGCAAGGAUAAACAAACAUUUCUUAGAAAAUGAAAGAAGCAAGAUUUCACCCAGACAUACAAAGGUGAAUACCUCUGAACAAGUUGAAUAGAUUGAUCAAAAAAACAAAACAAAACAAAAAAAUCCAUAAAAAAACUUUUCUUCCUGCCCCUAAACGUGACUGAAAAAGAUUCACAGGAUAUUCAAAUAGCCUACGUUAAUUCAAGAAUUGACGUUCUUGUGAACUGCAGUGUUUCACUGCUAGGGUGUGUACUUUCCGCGCCUGACUGGACAACUGCGCAUCAUUUCAGAUCUAAGCAGCAGGAGCGGAGGGAAAAUGAGCUAGUGGAGUAUGAGGAGCAAUUUAUUGCGAAGCGAAAAGAUAAAACUGAUAUUAGAGAAAUAAAAUAUUUACAAAAUCAGUGAUUAUAGAUUACUAUAGAUCAAUGGAUUGAUGUACUUUAUGACAUCUUACACAGGCGUCGUAAACAAACGUGAAAAGAAACAAGUGGAGAACAAACAGUGACAUCUGUGUGUGUGUAGGUAGAUCAUGGUGAAGGAAAGAUACACUUGGUGGUUUUUGGAUCCGAAGGACAGCCUUUUACACAUCAAUGUGGGUGGGUUGAGGCACACUUUAUGUUCAAGCAUUCUGAAGAAGUUUCCGGACACGCGUCUUGGCCAGCUCUUGUCAUGUGACUCAGAAGAGGACAUUCUACAGCUCUGUGAUGAUUUUGAUGUUCAACAGAAAGAGUUUUACUUCGACCGUAACCCUGGCCUUUUCCCUUAUGUCAUGCACUUCUACCAGACUGGCAAACUGCACAUUAUGGAAGAGCUGUGCAUUUUCUCCUUCUCUCAGGAAAUAGAGUACUGGGGCAUCAGUGAUUUUUUUCUGGACAGCUGCUGUAGUUACCGUUACCUUGAUCGUAAACUGGAGAGACAUCAUAAAUCGUGGGAUGAAGAGAGUGAUGUUAGCAGUGUGGAUACGUCGGUUGAUGAGAUUUCUGAUUUGAACAAAGAUAUCGAGCACUUUGAUGAAAUGCGUUUUGGAAACAUUCGAAAGUGUCUGUGGCUAACAUUGGAAAAUCCAGGUUAUUCAAUUCCUAGCAAACUUUUCAGCUUGCUUUCCAUUUGUGUGGUGAUAAUAUCAAUUGCCACCAUGUGUAUCAAUAGCAUUCCAGAGUACCAGAUAUUUGAUGAAAAUGGUAAUCCAACUGAAGACCCAACUAUGCAUGUUUUAGAAUUGUUCUGCAUUUGCUGGUUUACCUUUGAGGUAGUAACACGUAUGCUACUUGCACCAAACCAUCGUAAGUUCUUCUUGCUACCACUAAACCUGAUUGAUAUCAUCUCAGUGAUGCCAAUUUACAUCACUGUCUUUUUUGAUCUGCUCAUUGGGAGUGAGUCAGAGCUGGACAACUUGGGAAAACUGGUCCAGGUGUUGCGGCUGAUGAGAAUCUUCAGGGUGCUAAAGUUGGCUAGGCAUUCAACAGGGUUAAGGUCACUAGGUGCUACACUCAAGCACAGCUACAGAGAGGUUGGAAUCUUAUUACUGUACCUGGCAGUCGGUGUAUCAGUGUUCUCUGGAGUGGCUUACACUGCAGAAUAUGAAGAAGAUGUUGGUUUGGACACAAUCCCAGCAUGCUGGUGGUGGGGGACUGUUAGUAUGACAACAGUGGGAUAUGGAGAUGUAGUGCCAGUGACAGUGGCAGGAAAGCUUGCAGCAUCUGGCUGCAUCCUAAGCGGUACAUUAGUUGUGGCACUACCCAUCACCAUCAUUUUCAACAAGUUUUCACAUUUUUACCGCAAACAAAAAGCUCUCGAGGCUUCAGUUCGAAACAGCAACAACAAGAGGAUUAUAAUAAGACAACAGAGUAAUAGUGAAGACAGCGCAAUACAUGGUCAUAACCACUGUUUGGAGGAUGAAGAGAAGGAUGAAGAUGUGAAUUAUGAGAGAGGAGUUGUCAACUUUUGCUAUGAAGACCAUCCACUAACGUAUAGAUUCUGAUGUCUCCACUAUGCAAGAAAAGGAAUAUUAUACCAAUAUCAAACAUCAUAUCCUGGCUAAAAAUAGAGUAGGGGGACAAAUUGAAGGAAAAUCUGUAUGAACCAUUGGUUCCACUAUGCUGCGGGGGGCAUUUUGCUGCUAUGGUUUGGGUCCACUAACUCCCUUUGAGGGAAGAGUGUCUCUAAACCAGAAUGAUGCAUUAUUUUAAGACCAGUCCUUCUGAGGCUUUUAGUCUAGAGUUAUCCUCAGCAUUAAACAACAAAAUGAGACAGUCUAGUAAGUUGGCAUGGCUUCCCUGCGGUCACAGCAUGAAAAUACAAUGACAAAUUAAUUUUGUGGAAAAACUAUAUUGACAGUCUUUAUAUUAUCUAACUUUGUUUUAAUGCAACACAGGGAACAACAACUGUCAGUGUUUUUUUUUUUUUAAUUGGAAUGUAAGCAAUAAUUUUGAAGUCAAGUCACAUUAAUAUUAUAUUUAUAUAAUGCUUUAAUCAGUACAAAUAAUUUCAAAGCAGCUUCACAGUAAUA
Molecule: messenger RNA, 3037 nt
Organism: Cyprinus carpio (common carp)
Lineage: Eukaryota; Metazoa; Chordata; Actinopteri; Cypriniformes; Cyprinidae
Product: potassium voltage-gated channel subfamily S member 2-like
Exons: 3
Coding region: 1058-2509 (483 amino acids)
Biological process (GO): protein homooligomerization; regulation of delayed rectifier potassium channel activity; potassium ion transmembrane transport
Cellular component (GO): voltage-gated potassium channel complex; membrane
Molecular function (GO): delayed rectifier potassium channel activity; protein binding
Source: RefSeq, a predicted model, not a curated record